AAUAAGUGUGAGUGAAGAGGAGUAGCGAGGCGAGGCCGGAGCCAGGAGUGUCGGGACGCGGGACGGGCCGGGGGAGUGCCAGGUGUCGGGGUCACAACACUAUGACGUCCACAGCCAGCCACACACACCUCUCCUGCCCGUGACGUGAAUAAGUCAUCAUGGACGUUAAUGAAGUGAUGAAGAGAGCCAAGCGUGUGUUGGAUGGUUACAUAUCGUAUCGCAAAGCAGUGUUGGUGGUUCUGGUCCUCCUUGUGAUCAUCUUAUACUCGGGGCCUUCACUAUUUAGACUAAUUAUUCGUACGAGACCGUCUUUCAUAAGCGAAGAUUCAGCCACUAGAAGCCUUUCCUUACGUCUAGACCGGUUUUGGCAAGCAUCUCAAGAGAAUGAUGCCCAUGUCCUACACACUCCCGCAUUGCCAGGAGAGCAGCCGUACCUUCCAUAUGUUGGCAACGGUCAUAUUGCUGUCACAAUGGACCAAGAUAGCCCAAUUUACAUUAGAAAUGGAAGAACACUAUCAUUACCCAUCAAUUUCCGCCCUGUCACCCUGGUCUCUCUGGAUGGUAUGACAGUGAAGGAAGCCAUUGUGACAGAAUAUACCACAGGCAUAGUUCACCGCAUACAGUCAUGGGACCAACCAGGCAUUGGGCCCUUGGAUAUAACCUACCAGACCUAUGCACAUCGAUCAAUGCCAUCCCUGCUCUUUCAAGAUAUCAAGGUUUUCAACCCAACUGAUCAGGAUGCAAUUGUGGAUGUAGAACAGAUGGGGCUUGGAGACUGGCCCACAGCAACUACUGAAACUAUAAAAUUACAACAUGGUGAAGGUGAACAUGAAUAUCUGGUAGUGUCAGGAAGUGUGGAGCUGCCAAACUCAAAUGCCAUUCCUGUCUCAAUAGUGUCAUAUAAGGUCCCCUCCAGCUUACAGAUAGAAGCCAAGAAGUCAAUAGCACUACACAUUGUAACAGCAGUCAACUAUUCGGAGCCUGUCCCAAAGAAGGCUUAUGCAACUGCCAAAGAUAUAGCUACACAAGGGGCACUUGCUGCAUUGAGAAGAGCAGUUACUGGAAACAUAAAAAAACUUCGUAAUGACCACUCAAAAGUCUGGAAAGAGCUGUGGUCCUCCGGAUUUGGCAUUAGCCAUUCAAAAGCUGAGAAUGCCUUGAAUGGUGAUCUUAUCAACACCACCCUCUACCAUGUUUUGUCUCAGGCGCCGGCACCAUUGUAUGAGGUACUGACCACUGAAGAUCGGAGAGCCUCUAUUCUGCGUGAUAUAGCAUAUGCCGAAGGUUGUUAUGGUGGUCAUCAAACCCUCCAAGCUGAGCGUCUGUGGUCCCGUCUUGACACUGUGGACGAUGUCAAUACAGUCGUGGGGUAUUGGAUGGUCACUCUAGAAAAGCAGGGUUGUCACCAGCUGGUGCGUGCUGGAGCAAAUGGUAUCAUGCAAGCCAUGCUGCUCAGCUUCGGGGGUAUGCGCUUCAAAAACCAACACCUGGAGUUUAACACUCACCCAAGGGACCUUCACAGAGAUUAUUACUUCAGGAGGCUGAGCUAUGGCAAUGCAACUCAUCUAAAUAUCUCUGUAAUGGUGCAAGAAGAGGACUAUAAAGCCAUCAUCUACACUGCCCUUGACAGAUCUGACAAAAAUUAUUAUGCGUGUGAUGCUGGUUGUCUCGACCCGCCCGUUGAACUCAAACAAGCCAGGCAGGCAUUCCCUGUGAAGCUCACUGAGCCUGUGACUGCCAUCUUGUAUAUUACUUCUGACAAGGUCCACAUGGAAGAACUCAAACACACCAUACACGUCAAAGAAAUAGCAGUAGCCCCCGCCCAUGAGCACCAUGUGAUAGCCAUGCACAAGCACGGCCACAAGUGGGGAGGAUUGCCCACGAUAUUCUGGUUAACUAUUAUUGCGCUUAUUGUGAUAUUCCAUCUCUUCCUCAUCAAGCUGGUCAUUAAUGAAUAUUGUGGAGGAGAUGUCAAAGUCAGAUACAGUGCAUGGAGUAGUGAGGACUGAUACCAUCUCCACAUCCUAAAUUGUUAACACCGGUCACUGCUUGAAAACUCUCUGACUUUUAGCAGGAGUGGAAGAUGAAGAAAAUUUCAGUUGAAGCAAUCACUGUGGAAUUCACUUCAUGUAGUGUGGGAAUCGUUUAUCCAUGGAGUUGAGCUCAGGCACCACAGAGUGGGAUGCUGCGGACCCACAUGGAGGCAUCAACUCUGCCUAACCAAGAAGUCCUUAUUUCUCUGGCACAGCUUGCCGGCUACGGUACUGGGAGCCGUUCUGUUCAAUUGUCAGUCGACACAAUAGUUUUUAUUUGAUUACUAUAAAUUUCUUUUAUACUCACAGUAUGACUGCUACAGGAAUGGUAGCACAUUUUGUUGGUUAUAAAUUGGAAGGAAUAACAAGAGGAUGGUUAUGGGAACAAAUUGAUUUGUUUCAAUAUUUUAUCAAUCUAACAAACUCGCUUCUAAUUUUCUUUUAAUACAACAAAUACCAAUUAUUACCAUAAAAAUUCAGAAGGAAACAUGUUUUAAUGAAAAUAUGCAAGUACAGUAUCAUUGUUGGAUUGAUGACAGGAGAGAGCACCAAGGAUGUUCACACUGCUUGAUGAUUUUGUUGCUUUGUACUUUGUACGAAAAGUUAAUUUGCAAAAUGGGUUUUCCUUUUGUCCUGUCCUGUCUUGCUGUUGAGUUACAUGUGAUUUAUACAUUUAAACCUUCUAGUCAUUUAUUUGUUGGCAUCUGUUGGUUUAACAAUGAAUGUUUAUAGGUCACUUGUUCUAUAGUGUAUAUAAUUUACAUGACAUACUCUGCUCUACCUUACAUAAUUUGUCACUGUUGUACAUCUUAUAUCUAAAGAUAUCUAAUAUCUAACAUCAUAUAUCUCUACAUAUUUUGCCUUUGUGUGGAGUAUGUGAUGGUCCAACACUCACCCUACCCUCUCUUUCCUUGCUUUCCAUCUUGAGUCAAGUUGUAAACAAUAUCUUACAUAAUGUUUUCUCGUCAUACAAUACUUAACACUUACAUUCUUCUUUUUCAUUAUUUGCAUUACUACUGUGAUUCUUACAAAUUUUCAUAAUUUGUUUUUGUGCACAUACUAGUAACCCAUUUAUACCUUUGAAGUUUUGCUCGUUACUCACAGUUGAUUGUUGCGCAAUUCAUAAAUAUCAAAUCUUAUUACAGUAUCUUCAUAUAAUGUACAGUAUGUAGUAAAUAACUUGUUCCUUCAAAAUAUUUGCAAUAUGGUAGAUGACUGUGUCGUGUAAGACUUAGUCCUGCUAGGGUUUCGAUAAUGAUCCCCCAGAUUAGACUUUAUUUUGGGGCCGGAUAAGGGGGUCACCAUCCUGCAGAUUUGCAGCUUAUAUUUGCAGAUAUUAUUUUCAACUUCUUAAAGAUUGAUAUCAACUGUACUAUUAUUUGUUUUGGGUUGUCUUAUUCACCUGUUGAAAAAAACAAUGGUUUUGAUGAUUGUUUUAAUUUUCUUAGACCUUAAAAUUAGAUACAGUACAGGGCUGUAUAGCUCUAAAAAGUGCAACAAUUUGCCUCGGCAAUUGUGCUAAGCGAUCCUAUUUCAAGCAGUGAAUUAUACAAAUAAUUUCUUAAAUGAAUGUAAUGAAAUUUUGUUUAAAGAAGUCUUAUUUAGCCAAGGUGUGUGUGUGUUAUAACUGAAAAUAGGAGCUGUUCCAUCCAUGUUUUUUGCUUUUAUUGUAAAUGCGUGCUGAGUAUUGUAUGGCAUGGGGUAAAAGAUUGUAGUAGGUGCAUGAACCUGUGCGGGAAGACUCGCUACUACCUGCUGUAUUCCUCAUCAAAAUCUAAAAAGUAUUGCUCUAAAGAAUUUUGUGAUAUGCUGAACAUGUUUGGUGCAAAAACCGGUGUAAAUAUCGUCGUUAAUUAUUUAUUGACCAAUUUGUUUUGCAUUAGUUGACAUAUUUGAUGGUGAUGCUUGAUUCUGCCAUGAUGUGAAUGUUUUAGUAAGAUUUCUUUUGGGUGUAAGAGUGUACAAAACUAUUAAUUGAUGAUUAAAGCACUAAUGAAUAAUCUUGUUAAUUGUGUGUGUGUGCAUCAGCAGAGUGACUUGAUAUUGCUUUACUGCAGUGUUUCUCAACCUUCGUACCCUGGACAUAAUUCUGGGUUAUACUUUAGAUAAACAUACGGAUUUCAUUGUCAACUGAAAGGAAAUGAUUUCUCUCUUUUUCUCUUGAUACAGGUUAAAUGAGAAAAAUUAAGCACAAAAAUUACAAAAAUACAUUGGCAUAUGAUUAGAAUUAGCCUAUUUAUCACUUUAGCAGAAUCCCUUGUUAUGUUUGGAGUUUGUAAAACUGUGGGUUGAGAAUUGCUGUUUUACUGAAAUGACAUAUUUUGAUAGAUUUAUAGUCAGAUGAGAAAAUACUUUUCUCUUUCUAGUAAGAGCAUAUACUGGUAGUCAUACAGUGUAAUGAAGUGACUGUAUGGAGAGCUGUGAACAAGUUGCAUUAUCAUGUGGUAAAUACAUGACAUCCUUACAAUAUGCAAGAUGCAAUUUGAUUAAGGAUACGUUUUUGCUAUGUGCAAGUUUUUAAAUAAUGGAACUAAUUAUUUAUGGUAUUUGAUUGUUGGAACAGCAUAUACUGUAAUUUACAUUCCAUUUGUUUUCUAAUAAAAUUUUAAUCUUCCAAGUAAUUUUUAGGAAGUUGUAAAGUUUUAUGAAAUGGUUCCACACUUUCAUGCAUAUUUGUGUGGCAUGCUUUUGGGCAAACAUAUAAAGAAUCACAUUUCCUGUGAGCAAUGGUUAAACAAAACUGGCCCAGGUGUAGGGCACACCACCUGUUUUAUACACAAUUUCACAUAAAAGCACUAUUUCUGUUGCUGAAGAACUCUUGGGUUUAUAUGCAUUUUAUGUAUUAUGAACAAAGAAUUUUAACAUAACUAGAAAAUAUUAAGUGUGCAGCAUUACUAUGUAGUCUCGCCAACUAUUUUAAAUUAAACUUUUUAGGCUGCACGUGAAGUCGCAUAAUGAGAAGGUUUCCUAGACCUUUAUGAUUUAAGUAAAACGAAUUUGUAAAUUGAAUUACAGUAUGUCAAUAAAUAAGGGAAAUGCUUUUAUAGUGUGUUCUCUAUACGAGGCUUUAAAUGUGGUGAAAGACGUAGCCCAAGGGUAAAUGAGCAACAAGUCGCCCUUCCCAAUGAGAGGUAAACGUCUGGAUUUUAGACAGGUUAUGAUUAGUUUCGGUCUGAUUUCAGUACAUUAAUUUAAUAUUUUUAGUGCUGCAUUAUAAGGAUUUUUGAUCAAGUAUAUAAUCUUGAGGUGGUCAAAAGCUUUGAUGUGAGCUUACAUAAUACAUGUUGAAAGGCUCCAAAUUCAGAUAUUGUUCUCUAGGUUUAUCCUUACUGAUGAACAAUUUGUAUUAAUGUUAACUGAAAAUUAAUAGCCAUCAAACAAGUACUGUACUUUGCAUCAAGCCUUACUUGCCAUAAUUACAUUACAGUAUAAUCAAACUUGUUUCAUUGAAUGUCUUGAAAGUGUAAGUAUUGUUUAAUAGAGAGAGUUUAUGAAAGUUGUCAAAUUCUUUUUGACAUAAUUUUAUUUGCAGUUCAGGCACUUUAGAGUCUUACUGAAUUGGAAGAUAGAUGAUUUUCAUAUGAACUUGACAAAAAAUCUAAACAUUCAGAGUAGUUGUUACAGUAUGUCAAUAUUGUUAGUGUCAAUGCUGCAAGUAAGAGAAGUUUUGUACAAAAGUAACAUGGCAUCAGAGAGUAGCAUAAUGCAGAUGACGUAUGGAAUUACCUAUACUGGGCAAGUUGCCAAUUUACCACCAAGCCUACACUUUAAUUAUAAACCAGUAAUACAGUAUAGUAUUUAGUUGUCCAUUAGAUUCUCCGUUUCCUUGAGGGCCUUGAGGAUUGCCAUUUAUAAAAACCCUCCCAAGCAUUUAGCUUUGACUGCCUCCACACCUUAAGGUAUUGGACUACAACAAUGUGAAGUCUUGUUUAAAGAAUUUUCCCUCCGUCAUCUGCACUGGGCUUUUGUCACUUAAAACCAACUGGGCUGUGGUGGGUAUGUGGGCCUGUGGGCCGUUCCAAACUCUCACAAGUCAAGCCUGGCCUUGGGCUGGGCUUGGGGAGUAGAACAACUCCCAGAACCCCUUCAAGCAGGUUACAUUGCAUCCUCUGGGAUACAUAAUUGAUUUAAAACCAGGAUCAACAGAUGGACAUGAUCUGGUCCCAUGUGUGUGUGUGUGGCAGAGCUCAUGCGUCACCUUAUCUUUGCUAUAUCUGUAUUGGGUAGCUGUUACCCAGGAUCGUAUAUACAGCAAGCUACUUCAAAACUAUAUUAACAUUUUUGUGAACACUUAGUAUUACUUGAUCAAUUUUUGUAUUAACCAGUUUUCUUGUGUAUCCCAAAUCUUAGAACCGUCUUAAAAUACCCUCAUUUGUUACAAAACAUUGUAUAAUAGUCAUGUUAUAAUUAUUUCUAAUAAGACACAACUAGAAAAAUGUUCUCCCUCAUCUCCUCAUCUUGCCGAGCAUUAAACAUUCCUGGUAGGAAUGUUGAAAAAGUUUUGUCGUGUUACUGUAUUUAUAUUACCAUCGAGGUUUUCGUUCAGUAUCUCGACACCUCAUUGUAUAAAACUUGAAACUUUAAAUAGUUAUGUAUGAAGUAAAAAUAUAUGGCUGCUAGUGAAUCAAGCAAUGUUGCCCAAUAUUAAAUGGCUUUUAAUAUCUUUGAUAUUUUAACUCGUUGUAUUGCCUUGAAGGUUACUGCUUUUAUGAUGAUAAAACUCCACUUCCUCAUUAUUAGGCAGUGCAGCUCAGUGGUACAGUAUCUUCACUGAUUUUAUUUUUAUUUCUUUGUUCAGAGCAGUACAGCAGUGUAAACUUUUAUCCAGACUAAUGCUUGCUAGAGGAUAGAGGAUGAUAGAAUACAUUACUAAGACAACAAAUUUAUCAUUUUAUUGUGAACACACUUAUUAAUAACUGAAAUUGCCUCUACAAAUUCUUUGCUUAUUUAUCUCACACUUGAGAUAAUAUUUUUCUUAAGUUCACAUGAAUCACAUGAAAGAAUUUUGUUUAAUAUUUUCAGAGGUCGUACAGGUAAGGGGACUUGUAAAACACCAUAGUUUAAGGGUUAAACAUAGAGGAAGAGGAGGCAGCUGCUGGCCGCUACUUUGGCACAUGUUGACCAGACCACACACUAGAAGGUGAAGGGACGACGACGUUUCGGUCCGUCCUGGACCAUUCUCAAGUCGAUCCAAUGGUCCAGGAUGGACCGAAACAUCGUCGUCGUCCCUUCACCUUCUAGUGUGUGGUCUGGUCAACAUACUUUAGCCACGUUAUUGUGACUCAUCGCCUGCACUUUGGCACAUCUUGCCGAAAGUCAUGCACAACAUUUUCAUGUUAUUGAUUCUAGAGUUAAUAAAAUUUGUAUGUCUUCCACUUUUCACAAGCACUUAGCAGUGAUACACAAGUUCCUCCAUGCCAUUUAUGGAUUCUUGCUUUACUAAAUAUUAUGUGCGUCUUGGUUUCACUUUAUUUAGGGUGAGAUUAGUCUUUUUUUUUUUUUCCUAAUCUGUGUUAGGGUUACUGUACUUCUGACACCAUCCUGUCAUAUGAGAAACCACAUUCUUCAUUUCCUGUGCAUUUGGAUACUGUACACGAGACACAUUUGGAUCAAAAAUGCUGAAAAGGAUCCCGGGUUGGGAUUGAAAUGUAACGUCUACGUUUCCUUGUGUUUCCAGAAUAGUGGAUUAUUAUUUUCAUUAAUUAGUGUGCUAUUGCACUUCAUACUCACAUUCAGAUAAUUUCUGGAUUAUGCAGGUAUCUGCUUGGGGUUAAUCCAGACACUGAAGUUUCCAUUCGGGACUUCAUAUAUACUACAGUGGUACUGAAACCUGCAGCAUGUAUUUAGGAUGAUUAUUCUUAGCUCUAUGAUAAUAUUGGACAGUAUAACCUAAUGGAAGCCACUUAUUUUCUUGGUAUAAAACGUAACAAAUUUGUACCAAUCAUGACAGCAUGAGCAAUUCUAAAAUUAUCUUUUAAGUGAGAGAAUGCAUGCCCAUCCACCUAUACCCUCAACCUUUCUGCAUGCUCACCUUUUUUUCCAAAUUACUUAUAAAAUUUUGCCUUCCUUCUGCCACUAAAAUAAGUAUAAAAAUAUUAGGUAAAGUUAUGUAUUGGCCUCACACGAUUAACUCCUAUACACUUAAUACUGUACAAAGAUCUUUAUCUUACUGCCGGACUUGCAUUACUUCACUUAUUGUUGCUCUCCUGUUUGUAGAUUGUUCUUAUUUUCAGAAUGAGCAUAAAUUUUGCACUCCCUCAGUUCCUUUAAGUUAUUCCUCAAUUAUCCUGAUUUCUUUUUCAUUAAAUGUUUUGCAUCUUUCUGCUCUUGUAUUGCCAUCCUGUAUGAUAUCAAAGAACAAUUUAGUAUUCUGUGACAGACGGUGCUAUGUAGCCUUCCAGACUUGGCACACAGUCUUCAUAAUUACUUACCUAUUGAUACUAAUCCAGCACACCCAUCCACACAAGAUCGUCCAAAUCCACCAAUCCUCACACAGCACAGGCCCUCUUCACACCAAUAAACUCGCCAACCUACCCACGUAUCCCGUAAACCCUUACACAUUACCUCGCCCCUCUCUGCCAAUCACAUUACUUUCUAGCAAACUAUUCCACACAAUUGACAUGCUCACAUUCCAACUCGCACGUGUACCCAUACCAUCCAGAGAAAUAGGGGUAAUUUUACUGUACUGUAUUUUAAAUAUUUCAUAUUACAUCAUGAGAUAGUCUGGAUUAUUACCAUUUAACAAUAUUGUAUUAUAAUGCUUGUAUUGUCAAAUAUGCUGGCAUAGACAAAUAACUUCGUUGAUUGGCUGCAAAUUAAAAAUAUUUAGUUUUUAAGUUUAGUGCCUUGAAUCUGAGAAAUUGGCAUGUAGACACAGUACUUAAGUAUUGGUACAUUGUAUUCACCUCCUUAAUUCUCAUUUAGCCCAUUAAAUUAAUGAUUGCAUUGCCUUAAAUAGGAUUCAUGAUCUAUAUGAAAAUUGGGUGUUAGCACAAUGUCUGAAUCAUACACUAUGUAGGAGCACUAUAGCUAAUGGUUAACUAACACAGGAUUGCUUGUGCCUUGUGUUAAUUUAUAAUACUAUAUAUGCCAAGAAGUUUAUAUCUGAAAAUUAUUGGUUAUCUUAAUUUUAUUUGAUGAUUUUUUGUGUCAAGUGUGACAGUAGUAUGUACAGUACAGACUAUUCGAAUUGCUGACAUGCUGGCAAAAAAAUAUCUUGUUUAGGUAGAUGAACGAGUCGUUAAACAAGCAUGAAGGGCUAUUUCAUAUGAGAACUUCAUCAUUCUGCCAGCCCAUCUUCAUAUGUUUUGUGUGCCUUCAUUCCAUUGUACAUUUCAUUUGUAAAUAUGAUUAAAUUGUGAACAUAA
Molecule: messenger RNA, 9400 nt
Organism: Procambarus clarkii (red swamp crayfish)
Lineage: Eukaryota; Metazoa; Arthropoda; Malacostraca; Decapoda; Cambaridae
Source: RefSeq, a predicted model, not a curated record